Messenger RNA from Oncorhynchus masou masou (cherry salmon), 5328 nucleotides. RefSeq names its product angio-associated migratory cell protein-like. Gene Ontology annotation, molecular function: protein binding. The transcript is spliced from 11 exons. Lineage: Eukaryota; Metazoa; Chordata; Actinopteri; Salmoniformes; Salmonidae. The record is from RefSeq and is a predicted model, not a curated record. The coding region runs from base 270 to 1529 and encodes 419 amino acids. Gene Ontology annotation, cellular component: cytosol.
GCCAGAGGAUUCCGGAGACUUUCCCACAUGUGAAAAAAACAUGAGGACACUAUUUAGAUGUUUUUCUCUUUAGCUAGUUCUUUGUGACCUGUUCUUUGUUCUUCGGUCAGCACCAACAAAUAACAAUCUUUAGCAUUUUCUUUGAUUGACUUAACAUAUUUUCUUAACCUGAAUUCAACAUUUGUCGCGCUAGCAAACUUUUCAGCUCUCAUGGUAGGCAGCUAAAUUAAGUUAGCCACCUUGGUAACGUCUAACGUUAGCUAGCUAUCAUGGAAAACACGGACGAAAAUUCGGUACAAUUCCACGGGGAUGAAGAGAUUAUAGAAGUCAUCGACCUUAACGAAACAGAGCAAAAUCCAGAUGAUUUGGCGGAUGAGUUCGAGGACGUGGACGUCGGAGAGACUGACGACGGAGACAAUGAACAGGAAGACUGGGAUACCGACGACGAGAUGGAGCAGGAAAAGGAGCAAGAUGACAGCGAACUCACCUUUUCCAAACACACGGGCUCCGUGUUCUGUGUGAGUCUGGACCCAGCCACAAACAGCUUGGCAGUGACCGGAGGAGAGGAUGACAAGGCCUAUGUCUGGAGAGUGAGUGAUGGGGAAGUGCUGUUUGAAUGUACAGGCCAUAAGGACUCCGUGACAAGUGUUUUAUUCAGCCAUGAUUCUUCCCUGGUGGCCACGGGGGACAUGAGUGGGCUGAUCAAGGUCUGGAAGGUGGAGACCAAGCAGGAGGUGUGGUCCUUUGAGGUUGGAGACCUGGAGUGGAUGGAGUGGCACCCCUGCGCCCCGGUGCUGCUGGCGGGCAUGGCGGACGGUAACGUUUGGAUGUGGAAGAUCCCAGGGGGUGACUGUAAGACCCUGCAGGGCCCUGGCUGCCAGUCGACCAGUGGAAAGGUCCUGCCAGACGGGAAGAGAGCUGUGGUGGGCUAUGAAGAUGGCAACGUACGACUUUGGGACCUCAAGCAGGGAAAUGCCACCCAUGUCAUUAAAGGUCAUGAUGGACACCAGGGGGCGCUGACGUGCAUGGCCUGUAACAAGGACGGCUCUCUGGUGCUGACAGGCUCUGUGGAUGGCCGUGCCAAGCUCAUCAACACUGCCACUGGCAAGGUGUUGGGUGUGUUCUCUGUGGACGGGGGCAAAGCCAAAGCCUCUCAGGAGGAUGCUGAGGAGACCAACUCUGUGGAGUCAGUGGGGUUCUGCAAUGUGUUGCCUCUGAUAGCGGUGGCGUAUCUGCAUGGGACCCUGGCUAUCUAUGACCUCUCCUCACAGGUCCUCAGACACAAGUGUCAGCACCAGGCUGGCAUUGUUAAACUGCAGUGGGAGGAGUCAUCCUCUGUGGUGUCCACCUGUAGUCUGGACGGGGCGGUGAGGCUGUGGGAUGCCCGCUCGGGAACCAUGGUGUCAGAGUACCGUGGCCACCAGGCGGAGAUCCUCGACUUCACACUCAACAGAGAAGCCUCUAUGGCGGUCACUGCCUCUGGAGACCACCAGGCCAAAGUCUUCUGCCUCCAACGACCAGACCGUUAAUAAGAGGAGCAGAGGGAGAAAGAGCGAGAGAAAUGGGGAUGGACUCAACCCCGAUCGCGCUUUGUCGACAAUGUACCUUAAAGGCAAUAUUCCCGUUUUUGUGGAGACCGUUUUAACAGUGGACACUGCAUAUAUUGGCUCAAUCCGAAGUUGUCGCUUAACCUCUGGGAAAUGUGGGACGGUAGCCAACAGCCAGUGAAAUCCCACAAAAAUCUCAUAAUUAAAAUUCCUCAAGCAUACAUGUAUUUUACACUAUUUUAAAUAUAAAAUUCUUGUUAAUCCAGCCACAGUGUCUGAUUUCAAAAAGUAUUUUACAGCGAAAGCACCACAAACGAUUAUGUUAGGUCACCACCAAGUCACAGAAAAACACAGCCAUUUUUCCAGCUAAAGAGAGGAGUCACAAAAAGCAAAAUUGAGAUAAAAUGAAUCACUAACCUUGAUGGUCUUCAUCAGAUGACACUCAUAGGACUUCAUGUUACACAAUAAAUGUAUGUUUUGUUUGGUCAAGUUCAUAUAUCAAAAAAAUCUCAUUUUACUUUGGCGCGUUACGUUCAGUAGUUCUUAAACAUGCGGUGAUUGUGCAGAGAGCCACAUCAAUUUACAGAAAUACUCAUCAUAAAUGUUGAUGAAAAUACAAGUGUUAUACAUGGAAUUAGAGAUACUUCUCCUUAAUGCAACCGCUGUGUCAGAUUUCAAAAAAACUUUACGGAAAAAGCAAACCAUGCAAUAAUCUGAGUACAGCGUUCAGACAACAAAGCAGCCUACAUAUUGUGUAGUCAACAUUAGUCAGAAAUAGCAUUAUAAAUUUGUACUUACAUUUGAUGAUCUUCAUCAGAAUGCACUCCCAGGAAUCCCAGUUCCACAAUAAAUGUUUGAUUUGUUCGAUAAAGUUCAUAAUUUAUGUCCAAAUAGCUUUUUUUGUUAGGGAGUUUGGUAAACAAAUCCAAACGCGGGUGCAAGUCCAGCCGAACGUCAAACGAAAAGUUCAAAAAGUUAUAUUACAGGUCGUAGAAUCAUGUCAAACUAAGUAUAGAAUCAAUCUUUAGGACGUUUUUAUCAUAAAUCUUCAAUAAUUUUCCAAAUUGGAGAAUUCCUAUGUCUGUAGAAAAGCAAUGGAACGAGAGCUAACUCUUGUGACCGUGCGUCAUGAGCUCAUGGCACUCUGCCAGACACCUGGCUCAAUCCCCUCUCAUUCAGCCCCCCUUCACAGUAGAAGCCUGAAACAAAGUUCUAAAGACUGUGACAUCUAGUGGAAGCCUUAGGAAGUGCAACAUAACCAAUAUCCCACUGCAUAUUGGAAUGGCAAAGAGUUAAACUACAAACCUCAGAUUUCCCAUUUCCUGGUUGGAUUUUUCUCCGGUUUUCGCCUGCCAUAUGAGUUCUGUUAUACUCAGACAUCAUUCAAACAGUUUUAGGAACUUCAGAGUGUUUUCUAUCCAAUACUACUAAUAAUACGCAUAUAUUAGCAUCUGGGACAGAGUAGCAGGCAGUUUACUCUGGGCACCUUAUUCAUCCAAGCUACUCAAUACUGCCCCCCUGUCACCAAGAAGUUAAAUGGCGCAUUGUCAACAAAGCGCGAUCGGAUUGAAUCCCGGCCCUUCAUUGUGUUUUCUCACAACUGAGGGUUUUUGAACUGUCUUGUAUCGAUUGUGGUAUGUCUGAUCUAUAGUAGACCUGCAGUGUUCUAGAAGGUUCUAGAACUGCCAGCCAUUCUACUCAGGUUUCUCACGUAGAACCCACACAAAAUAUAUACAUUCUAAGUGGUGUGGUAGUGUAGAUGUUGGAACACGUCAACCUAGAGGCAAUGAAGCAUCUAACAGUAGACCAAUGGGAUACGUCAUGUGGUCCUUGAUUUAUUACUAAAUACACUUUCAACUACACCUUGGUGUUCCCUAUGCGAUUUGGUUUGAUGACAUUAUGAAUACACAUUAAGGUAAUAGAGCUACGUAGAGAUGGAGAUCUCGAUGAUGUCCCCAUAGGAUCUGGUGAUUUGUGGAGUGUAAUCCUCACUUUCUCCCUAAAUCACCCCAAAUUAUGUCAACUCAACCUUAUGUACAGUGGGGCAAAAAAGGUAUUUAGUCAGCCACCAAUUGUACAAGUUCUCCCACUUAAAAAUAUGAGAGGCCUGUAAUUUUCAUCAUAGGUACACUUCAACUAUGACAGACAAAAUGAGAGAAAAAAAUCCAGAAAAUCACAUUGUAGGAUUUUUAAUGAAUUUAUUUGCAAAUUAUGGUGGAAAAUAAGUAUUUGGUCAAUAACAAAAGUUUAUCUCAAUACCUUUGUUGGCAAUGACAGAGGUCAAACGUUUUCUGUAAGUCUUUUCACACACUGUUGCUGGUAUUUUGGCCCAUUCCUCCAUGCAGAUCUCCUCUAGAGCAGUGAUGUUUUGGGGCUGUUGCUGGGCAACACGGACUUUCAACUCCCUCCAAAGAUUUUCUAUGGGGUUGAAAUCUGGAGACUGGGUAGGUCACUCCAGGACCUUGAAAUGCUUCUUACGAAGCCACUCUGUCGUUGCCCUGGUGGUGUGUUUGGGAUCAUUGUCAUGCUGAAAGACCCAGCCAGGUUUUCACUCAAAAUCUCACAAUACAUGGCCCCAUACAUUCUUUCCUUUACACGGAUCAGUCGUCCUGAUCCCUUUGCAGAAAAACAUGUUUCCAUGUUUCCACCCCCAUGCUUCACAGUAGGUAUGGUGUUCUUGGGAUGCAACUCAGCAUUCUUUGUCCUCCAAACACGACGAGUUGAGUUUUUACCAAAAAGUUAUAUUUUCGUUUCAUCUGACCAUAUGACAUUCUCCCAAUAUUCUUCUGGAUCAUCCAAAUGCUCUCUAGCAAACUUCAGACGGGCCUGGACAUGUACUGGCUUAAGCAGGGGGACUCGUCUGGCACUGCAGGAUUUGAGUCCCUGGCGGCGUAGUGUGUUACUGAUGGUAGGCUUUGUUACUUUGGUCCCAGCUUUCUGCAGGUCAUUCACUAGGUCCCCCCCGUGUGGUUCUGGGAUUUUUGCUCACCGUUCUUGUGAUCAUUUUGACCCCACGGGGUGAGAUCUUGCGUGGAGCCCCAGACCGAGGGAGAUUAUCAGUGGUCUUGUAUGUCUUCCAUUUCCUAAUAAUUGCUCCCACAAUUGAUUUCUUCAAACCAAGCUGCUUACCUAUUGCAGAUUCAGUCUUCCCAGCCUGGUGCAGGUCUACAAUUUUGUUUCUGGUGUCCUUUGACAGCUCUUUGGUCUUGGCCAUAGUGGAGUUUGGAGUGUGACUGUUUGAAGUUGUGGACAGGUGUCUUUUAUACUGAUAACAAGUUCAAACAGGUGCCAUUAAUACAGGUAACGAGUGGAGGACAGAGGAGCCUCUUAAAGAAGAAGUUACAGGUCUGUGAGAGCCAAAAAUCUUGCUUGUUUGUAGGUGACCAAAUACUUAUUUUCCACCUACAAUGUGAUUUUCUGUUUUUUUUUCUUCUUCUAAUUUUGUCUGUCAUAGUUGAAGUGUACCCAUGAUGAAAAUUACAGGCCUCUCAUCUUUUUAAGUGGGAGAACUUGCACAAUUGGUGGCUGACUAAAUACUUUUCCCCCCCACUGUAAAUAUAUUGGGCGCUGUUGAAAUACUUUAGAAAUGCAUCCGUCCUUCCUUUUCUGAAGUAAUCACGAAUCUGGAUUGGUGGAAAUAAUGUGAUAACUUUGCUUUCCCCUACCCCAUCACUGACCUUAAGGAAACAUUGAAGGAAGGGUGCAUCUCUGAAGUAUUGGGACAGAGCCAUGGGCUUUGUUCUGCUGUUUGUUGGAACCAUUAAAGACGUUUUCAACCCAA